UUCCAGUUUGACACUUUUAGUCCCCCCCCCCACCUUAUUAGUAAUGAUGUUCGGUUACAUGCAGGGUUCUACUGCACUGAUUCAAACAAGGAUUGUGCUGCUUUUCAGAUCGUCUCUGACAACGUGAUCCAACAUUCAUCUGCCUCAGCAGCUUCUGUUGGGAAACAGUUGUCACGCUACUCCUAACAUCAUCCCACCAACAUGAGUGGUGAAAGGGAGAGACCUAGGCCCGAAGGGAGCCAGAGCCGUGGAGCCAUACAGGCCCCCAAUGUCAAACCCAAACUCAGUCAAAAAGAGACAAACUGCAAAGCAGACUACUGGAACAAAGAAAAGCCUGUGAAAGUGAGGAGAUCAAGGAGCACUGACUCAGAGAAGGUGGAAAGAGGGAGAAGGAGAGAACGAGACCAAUACUCAAGAGAGAAGAGGCAGCGUGGGAGGAGUGAGGAGGCCCGGAGACGCCACAAAAGAGAGGGAGAGUGCCACUGGAAGAACACAAAUGCCCCUGAAGAUGAUGUGGAGGAAACUGAAUGUGCUGUGUGCUUCUGUUCAUAUGAUAACGUCUUCAAGACCCCAAAGCUACUGGCAUGUGGGCACACCUUCUGUCUGGAGUGCCUUGCUCGCAUCAACGUGUCCUCUCCUGAGCUCAAAACCCUGUCCUGCCCUGUGUGUCGCGACUUGACCGAGCUCCCCCACGGCCAGGACCUGCCCCGCCUGGGCAACAAUGAGGACAUCAUAGGCAAACUCCCAAAAGAUAUGCAGAGGGCACUGUCUAUCCGCUUCCACCGCAGCAAGGGCAAACUGCUCCUGAAGAACCCUCCUCCCGGCAGCCAAACUAAGCUCAAGGCCCUUACCCUGCCUAAAAAGAGUCAUGGCAGCCAGGUGCCAGCAAGCGGUGACCUCCACUCAGGUGCAGUGGAGCAGGAAAUAGCCACAACCACUGUGAUCAAUGUAGGCAGGCCUCCCAGCAGGAUGAGAGGCCGUUUGCGCAGUCUCUUCCGCUCGGACCGGUGCUAUUACGCUGUAGUGGCAUCCAUCAUCUCCAUCACUGUGGUGCUCCUGUUGGUGGUGAUUCUGGCCUUUGUGAUCAUGCCAAGUGUGAUGAUUUACAAGAAGCCUGUAAACCAAAUGCCACAUAGCCCCUCAGGGAGUGAAGACUCAGGGGGGCACUGAAGGAGCAGGGAGGGACGAAAAUGGAGGGAAAGAAUAUCACACAAAAACUUGUCAUUCUCAGUGAUCCUUAUGGCAUCUUUUUUCCUCCUGGGAGUGGGGGUGAUGGCAAAACUAAGCACUGGUUUGCAUUUAGUGGCAGCAAAGAGAAAUGAAGGAAAACAAGGACAGCAACAUUUUUUUAAACAAAGGACGAGCUGGCCUAAAGUUGCACACGAAGAUUCUUGGCACAGUCGGAUGUUAUUAUUAUAUUUUUAACCUGUGUUUUUCUUUGAACAAGCUUGUAAUUACUGUGAAAGCCAGAAAUAUGUGUAACAAAAAAUAACCAUAAAUAUGCUGUAAAUGCUGAAUUGCACUAAACCCUGUGAUAAGAAAGUCAUCCCUAUCAUUUGAUUGCAUCAGGUUGAUCUCAGUAACCAGGUUCUUACAAGUUUUGAAUAUAUAUAUUUUCUCUUUCCCCUCAUAAGACUGGGCUUUAUUCUUCAUUGUAUCAUCAAAUAAAAUUAUUAUGACACUAAAAACACAUUGUUCGAUAUUUCCAAAACACAUGACAAUUUUAUUUACAUAAGUUGUUUUCAAGCAAAUCUGGAAUUUUAAACUAUUUCAAAUGAAACAGCGGUCACUGUUUUAUGAUUUAUUAAUAUAGCCCUACUGAAUUCCACUUUAUUUUCCUUACUUUCACUUCCUCUAUAGUCAAAAUAGACAUAUUGUCUUUCACAGAGCAGUUAACAAAAUGACUUGAGUUCCAGCUUUGUCCCCAUUUGUGUUUCUCUGCUUGGAGGCUGUCGAACCAGUUUGACAACAUUAGUGUUUUUACCUUCCUGGCAUUUUUUCGGACACAGUGGCACACUGUUAAAGAACACGGCCGCAAACUAUAA
This is a messenger RNA of Monopterus albus (swamp eel), 2045 nucleotides long. RefSeq names its product ring finger protein 183 (gene rnf183). Lineage: Eukaryota; Metazoa; Chordata; Actinopteri; Synbranchiformes; Synbranchidae. Bases 202 to 1170 code for a protein of 322 amino acids. The transcript is spliced from 2 exons. The record is from RefSeq and is a predicted model, not a curated record. Gene Ontology annotation, molecular function: ubiquitin protein ligase activity. Gene Ontology annotation, biological process: protein ubiquitination.